This is a messenger RNA of Mytilus trossulus (common blue mussel), 1632 nucleotides long. RefSeq names its product titin homolog. The transcript has 9 exons. Lineage: Eukaryota; Metazoa; Mollusca; Bivalvia; Mytilida; Mytilidae. Gene Ontology annotation, cellular component: plasma membrane; cell-cell junction. Gene Ontology annotation, molecular function: cell adhesion molecule binding. The record is from RefSeq and is a predicted model, not a curated record. Gene Ontology annotation, biological process: cell-cell adhesion. The coding region runs from base 75 to 1550 and encodes 491 amino acids.
UUUACCCUGUAUGCUUCGUUAAUCAUGACAAUGCACUAAGAAGUAUAACCAAUUUACUUUCUUUUCAUUUUGAAAUGGAAUAUUUGUGUCUGUUGGUAAUAAUCUAUAUGGUACUGAUGCUCGCUUCAUCUCAGAUUCCUCCUGGCCCACCAGUCAUUGCAAGACCUCAAUUCCAAGUUCUUAAUUCACAGAUAACAUUAACAUGUACGUCUGCCAGAGGUAAUCCAACACCGACUGUGAAAUGGUUCUUCGAUCGCACGGAAAUAACAACUGGUAUUUCUACAACUACUGCUGGUACAGCAGUGACAGCAUCUCUAACGUUUACUGCUACCAAAAAUUAUCAUUUAGAGGUUUUAGAGUGCCAGGUUGAAAAUGGUGUUCUACAAAACCCACUUUCUACUACUAAAUAUAUUGAGGUACAAUUUUCACCAGAAUCACCAACUUUGACUGGACCACCCACUUUGACACCAGGACAACAAGGUAUAUGGACAUGUAUUUCUGCUAAUGGUUAUCCAGCUGGUGUAAUGACCAUGAAAAAUCAAAAUAAUAAUACUCAGUUUACUACUGAGUUUACAUCUUCCAGUGUAUUAGAUCAAAAAUCCUUUGAUGUUACUGGCACCCUUACCUGGAGCCCCGUGAUUGUUAACAAUGGAGAUACCAUUUGCUGUGAUGUAACACAUACAACUACACUAGGAAGUACUCCACAGACAGUCUGCAGACAAAUUACUGUCGCUCAACCUAUUUUAAUUAACGCUCCUGUAACCCAGUAUAGUCCAAAUAUACAGUCCUCGGUUACUCUGCAGUGUGAUGUUACUCAAGGUACUGCAUCUCAAAUAAUAUGGAUUAAAGAAAACUUUCAACUGAAUACAACCAGUAAUUCCCGAUUUUCUGGCGGCACAGUCGUCAAUGAAUCUCUGACUUUAGCCAAUGUGCAACAGUCUGAUGGUGGAAACUACGUUUGUCGGGGCAUUGAUGCUGUAACUGGUAACAUUGUGAAUACAAAUACCAUUAGUGUUAAUGUUAUUCCUGUUGCAGAUGAAGACGAAGACAAUAUCAUAAUUUAUGUCGUGAUUGGAAUUUUGGCAGUAUUGGUUCUAUCUGUUUUACUUGUUGUGAUGAUACGAUACAGAAGAGGUCGAGAGAAAAAGAAAGAUAAUACAAAAAGCAAACACGUAUCCAAACAGACAGAUAUGUCCAACAGGCAAGAUAAUGCAGAUUAUAGUACACAUCGAGAUCGUGACAGAGAUUAUGAAGGGUUGGAUUCAAACAGACGAGAGAUGCACAUCUAUAACACACCACAAGACCAUUUAGAGUAUAGUCAUUAUUCGACAAUACCAGCAAAUCAUGUGUUUGUGGACCCAAACCAUACAGAAAACACUUACUUGGAACCAAACCAUUCCAACUUGAAAGAAGACCAUACUUACUUGAAAAUAGACAAUACUUACAUAGAACCGGUCAAUUCCAUUUUGACACCAGACGAUGCUUACUUGGAGCCAGGUCAAAUUAACAUUGAACCGAUAAAUGGAACCUCAAUGACGUCUUCAACGUAGUACACAUUACGAUCAACAUGAAACGUCUGGACAUGUAUAAUGUUUUGUUAAAGGAGUGUAAUAAAAACUGUUGCUCAUGGUA